This is a messenger RNA of Syngnathoides biaculeatus (alligator pipefish), 783 nucleotides long. It is a transcript of the gene msrb2, whose product is annotated as methionine sulfoxide reductase B2. Gene Ontology annotation, biological process: response to oxidative stress; protein repair. The transcript has 5 exons. Gene Ontology annotation, molecular function: peptide-methionine (R)-S-oxide reductase activity. Gene Ontology annotation, cellular component: cytoplasm. The record is from RefSeq and is a predicted model, not a curated record. Bases 73 to 633 code for a protein of 186 amino acids. NCBI's taxonomy places the organism in Eukaryota, Metazoa, Chordata, Actinopteri, Syngnathiformes, Syngnathidae.
GAUUGUAGCAGUUUUUUUUUUUGGUCAAGACUCAGCACUGCCUGUGCACUUUGAAGAUUGCAGACUGCAAGCAUGUCUCGUCUAGUCACUCGGAUCGUCCUUUCAAAGCGCUUGCGAGCCACUCUGUCAUUGUUACCACGGAGCAUCUCGCCCUUCCGCCCAGUGCACACAAGUCCAGGCCUGAAAUCUCUCACCCGCUAUGACGAGACUACAGACUGGCAAAAGAAGCUCUCUCCUGAACAAUAUGUGGUCACAAGGGAAAGGGGGACUGAGGUGCCCUUUAGUGGCAUCUACCUGAACCACAACGAAAUCGGAAUGUAUCACUGUGUCUGCUGUGAUUCACCACUCUUCAGCUCAGAAGCUAAAUAUGACUCUGGAACGGGCUGGCCAGCUUUCAAAGAGGCUCAUGGGACAUGGGAGCGAGACGAGAGCCACGCCUCCAUCAUUCGUCGUCCUGACAACAGCCUAGGGAGCGCGAGCAUUGAGGUCCUUUGUAAAAACUGUGAUGCCCACUUGGGUCAUGUAUUUGAGGAUGGGCCCGAUCCGAUUGGUCAGCGGUUCUGCAUUAACAGCGCGGCCCUCAACUUUAAACCGAGAGAUGACAACAAACCUGACAACACUGAAGAAAAAUAAUAUUUUAUCUGUACUUGUAUGUCACUAACAGUACCAUUGCCUUUUAUUUGUCAUUUCAUUUGUUCAUUGUUUGUUUCAUUUUCAUUAUAUUUGGCCGACUGAACUAUGUACAUGAUCUUAUAAUUUAAUAAACUGUCAGUCACUGUCACA